AUGCUGGCUGAAGGCCGGAGGAGGACGCACCGAGUCCGAGGCCCCAGGCUGCGCACCAGUGAGAGCCGGCGCCCGGAGGUGCCCAUGUCUUCCGGCGUGGCCCCGGCUAAGGAGCCCAACGCUACGGGCCCCAAGGCCGUGGAACUCGUCCUGGUCAAGGAGCGGAAUGGGGUGCAGUUCACCAGCUCCGCCCUCACCAACCCCACGCAGACGCCCGUGGAGACCCAAGAACGAGAGACCUGGAGCAAGAAGGUCGACUUCCUCCUGUCGGUGGUCGGCUUUGCCGUGGACCUGGCCAACGUCUGGCGGUUCCCCUACCUGUGCUACAAAAACGGCGGCGGCGCCUUCCUGGUCCCCUACCUGCUCUUCAUGGCCGUUGCCGGGGUGCCGCUCUUCUACAUGGAGCUGGCCCUGGGGCAGUUCACCAGGGAAGGGGCCGCGGGCGUCUGGAAGAUCUGCCCCCUGCUGAAAGGCGUGGGCUUCACGGUCAUCCUCAUCUCCCUGUACGUGGGCUUCUUCUACAACGUCAUCAUCGCCUGGGCGCUGCACUACUUCUUCUCCUCCUUCGCCGCGGAGCUGCCGUGGGUCCACUGCAACAACACGUGGAACAGCCCCGACUGCGUGGACGCGCGCUCCGCCGGCCCCGGCUCGGGCCCCAACCACACCCUCCACACCACGCCCGCCACCGAGUACUUCGAGCGAGGCGUGCUGCACCUUCAUGAGAGCCGUGGCAUCGACGACUUGGGCCCCCCUCGGUGGCAGCUCACAUCCUGCCUGGUGCUGGUCAUCAUCCUCCUCUACUUUAGCUUGUGGAAGGGAGUGAAGACUUCUGGGAAGGUUGUGUGGAUCACGGCCACCAUGCCGUACGCCGUCCUCUUUGCCCUGCUUCUUCGAGGACUCACUCUCCCUGGGGCCGUCGACGGCAUCCGAGCGUACCUGAGCGUAGACUUCCACCGACUCUGCGAGUCUUCUGUCUGGAUAGAUGCCGCCACCCAGGUGUGCUUCUCGCUGGGCGUCGGCUUCGGGGUGCUGAUCGCCUUCUCUAGCUACAAUAAGUUCACCAACAACUGCUACAGAGACGCGGUCAUCACCACUUCGGUCAAUUCCCUGACGAGCUUCUCCUCCGGCUUCGUGGUCUUCUCCUUCCUGGGGUACAUGGCCCAGAAGCACAGCGUGCCCAUCGGAGACGUGGCCAAGGACGGGCCCGGGCUGAUCUUCAUCAUCUACCCCGAGGCGCUGGCCACGCUCCCGCUGUCCUCGGCCUGGGCCGUGGUUUUCUUCAUCAUGCUGCUCACCCUGGGGAUCGACAGCGCCAUGGGCGGCAUGGAGUCGGUGAUCACCGGGCUCACCGACGAGUUCCAGCUGCUGCACCGACACCGGGAGCUCUUCACCCUCUCCAUCGUCCUGGCGACCUUCUUCCUCUCCCUCUUCUGCGUCACCAACGGGGGCAUCUACGUGUUCACGCUGCUGGACCACUUCGCGGCCGGCACGUCCAUCCUCUUUGGAGUGCUCAUCGAGGCCAUCGGGGUGGCCUGGUUCUACGGCGUGCGGCAGUUCAGCGACGACAUCCAGCAGAUGACCGGGCGGCGGCCCAGCCUGUACUGGAGGCUGUGCUGGAAGUUCGUGAGCCCCUGCUUCCUCCUGUUUGUGGUCGUGGUGAGCGUCGUGACCUUCAGGCCCCCGCACUACGGAGCCUACGCCUUCCCCAAGUGGGCCAAUGCCCUGGGCUGGGCCAUCGCCUCAUCCUCCAUGUGUAUGGUGCCCGUCUACGCAGCCUACAAGCUCUGCAGUCUGCCCGGCUCCCUGCGGGAGAAACUGGCGUACGCCAUCACACCUGAGCAGGAGCGCGAGCUGGUGGACAGCGGGGAGGUGCGCCAGUUCAGGCUGCGCCACUGGCUGCUGGUGUAGAGGACGCAGAGGCCGGGGGGCCCCGCCGCGGGAAGCCGGGCUUCGGGAGAGACGGCUGCUCGG
This is a messenger RNA of Prionailurus viverrinus (fishing cat), 1971 nucleotides long. RefSeq names its product solute carrier family 6 member 3 (gene SLC6A3). The record is from RefSeq and is a predicted model, not a curated record. NCBI's taxonomy places the organism in Eukaryota, Metazoa, Chordata, Mammalia, Carnivora, Felidae. Gene Ontology annotation, molecular function: dopamine:sodium symporter activity; norepinephrine:sodium symporter activity. Gene Ontology annotation, cellular component: neuron projection; plasma membrane; neuronal cell body membrane. Bases 1 to 1908 code for a protein of 635 amino acids. The transcript is spliced from 14 exons. Gene Ontology annotation, biological process: sodium ion transmembrane transport; dopamine uptake involved in synaptic transmission.